Messenger RNA from Lepisosteus oculatus (spotted gar), 3575 nucleotides. RefSeq names its product ADP-ribosylation factor-like 8 (gene arl8). The record is from RefSeq and is a predicted model, not a curated record. Lineage: Eukaryota; Metazoa; Chordata; Actinopteri; Semionotiformes; Lepisosteidae. Gene Ontology annotation, biological process: protein localization to Golgi membrane; vesicle-mediated transport; intracellular protein transport. Gene Ontology annotation, cellular component: trans-Golgi network; cytoplasm. Gene Ontology annotation, molecular function: GTP binding; GTPase activity.
CGAAACCUAGUGGGGGAGGGUGGAGGAGUUGAGAAUUAGUGGCUCUGUUGUGGUAGAGGGCAGGUAGUGAUACUUGUUUUGUGUCAUUGUGGCAGCUGCAGAACGCUGUUGUUACUUUUAUAUGCAUAUUAAACUGUUAUUUUCAAGAGCGUGUGCAGUUUAGCUAGGCUGCAAUAGGUUUGUACGACUCCAUGUAACAGGCUCUAUUAGACACAAAACGUAAUGCGCAGCGUAGCGGAAUCUCGUUAAAAGCCGAAGAAAAGCCCUCUCCGUGUCGACUUGUGUGGGAUGUGGAGUAACAGAUUCCCCAAGACAAAGGUUUGAUUUCACAGGGAAAAAACGGGGCUUCGAGACACAGGCCCUGACAGGGAAAACUGUCCUAGCUUGAAGGAUAGGGAGCGAGCAAACAUUUUUUGUGUUGCCUGUGAAUAAGGACACAACUGUCUUCUGACUGGUGUCGGCAUUGCUUGCACAAGUAUUUUUUUUUUAAUUUGAACAAAAAUGGGACUUAUUUUUGCAAAACUGUGGAGUUUCUUUUGUAAUCAAGAGCAUAAAGUGAUCAUCGUAGGACUGGAUAAUGCUGGGAAAACAACAAUCCUUUACCAGUUUUUGAUGAAUGAAGUUGUGCAUACAUCGCCUACAAUAGGAAGUAAUGUUGAAGAAAUAGUGGUGAAGAAUACCCAUUUCCUGAUGUGGGAUAUCGGCGGGCAGGAGUCACUGCGGUCAUCAUGGAGUACUUACUACUCUAACACUGAGUUCAUCAUCUUAGUUGUAGACAGCACAGAUAGAGAGCGACUUUCUAUCACAAAGGAAGAAUUGUACAGAAUGCUGGCUCACGAGGAUCUCCGAAAAGCGGCUGUUCUGAUAUUUGCGAACAAACAAGACAUGAAGAGCUGCAUGUCUGCUGCUGAGAUAUCUAAAUACCUCACUCUUAGCUCCAUCAAAGACCACCCUUGGCACAUUCAAUCUUGCUGUGCUCUUACAGGAGAAGGCCUGUGCCAAGGCUUGGAAUGGAUGACCUCCAGAGCUGGACUAAGAUAACUGUUGCACAGUGCCCAAGACAGACUGCCUAUUGAUUCUACCUUGACAGACAGUGUUCUGGUACUUGUAGCUGCAGGAUUGUAGCUACUUUUAAUUUAUCAACAUGAACCUCUCCAAGCAACACUUGAAUGAAGUGAUGCUCCACUGACUUUAUAUGACCAUUUUUUUAUGCUGGAUGGACAUUCUAACAUACUUCUAUUUUCCCACAAGUGUUAAUCAAAGGGUGGUGCUCCUGGUCAAAUCAUGUUGCUGUUACUUUUCACAGCCUGUGAUACUGAACUGUUACAUUACAUCUGAUUUGGAAUUCAGGCAUUAUCUGUUUUAGACAGCUUGUGUUAACCAUUGUGUGCUUCCUUUGACAUCUUUUUGAAGAUAUUUGUAUUAGAAUGCAUUAUAAUUUUGAAUUGCUGUACUGAAGCCACUCAGUGUGGGGGAUGUUAUAGAAGCUUUUCAUUGAUAAACUGCUCUAUGGUAAUAUGUAUAUUUUUAUUUAUUUUUUUUAUUUAAUAUAAACACUCACUGGAGAGGGGCUGUGUAAGUAUUGCUUUGUUUUAUAUGCUCAUUGAAAAGAAAGUUUUAUUAAAGUCCCAGAAAAAUAAAGAAAUUACAGUGACAUUCAGUUCAUUCUCGAAACCUACAAGCCAUUGAAAGUGAGCAUGGGGCCUCUCUGGAUGUGUGUUUGAAUUUUCAAAGGAGAAGAUUGGACACCCGUGCCUUCAUAAUGACUACAUAUGUUUUGUACCCUGGGAUCUUGAAGUCGUUUUUUAAUGAAUGGAGCAAUUUCUAUACAUCCAGAAUUAAUUUGCAGGAGAUGUUACUUUGGUCGAACAGAGGAAGAACAGAUAAGAGGCACCGUUAUGAAAAUACCACACGUGGUAGCCUUUUGUUUUUCUCCACGUGGUGAAGUUUGGUUCUUACUACCCCCAUGUCUAUUAAAAGACAGCACUGAGUUGUUUCAAACUUAAACCUUGAAUACCAUUUUUGUGCACAGAAAAUCUCGCAUCCAGUUGUUGCCACUGAUAUGCAGCCAUUGGUACUUUAAGUAUCUUUCCAAUUUGUUUCUCAAUUUCCUUCUUUAAUUCUGAUGUUUCUAUGGGACUUUGAUGAUACCUGCUUCUCUCUACAGUCAGGCUCCUCAGAUGAAGCAGUACUUCAUUGUACGGUUACUCUAAAUAUUAAGCAUAUAAAAAAACAGUAAAAGCUGUUUUAUGGAGAGAUAGAAAUUGCCUGAAGUGUAACUCUAAAGAAAUUGAGAAAUCAAGUUAUUGCAACCUUUGGCACCAAAGCAAAAGCUCAAGGUUAUAAAGAAGUCAGCGGUGCUGCUUACAACAUAGUUUUAAGUGGGGUAAAAAUGUCUUAAAAUUAGUUAUUUUAUCUUUUUGCAUUUACUGUAUGUCAGCUGUUUUAUAUGCAGGCGCUUGUUUUUUUUCUGCCAUUGAAUAGGUAAUUUAAUUGCAGCAAACAUUUGUCUAAGGAGACAUGGAAGUGGUGAGAAAUUCUCCUCCAGUCCAGUUUUUAACCCAGUCAGAAAACAUUUUGACACCAAUACCACAGUGAUCGCAGCUUGGAUCGUUGGUUACUAUGGAAACAUGCACGACUACAUAAGCAGCCUCUUUUCAGUUUGAGCUCAGUGAGCAUUUAUUCAUUGUAAAUGUUAGUUUAUAUGAUGUGCACCUUAGAAGAAUCUCUUUCAGUCUUUCACAACCUGCUUAGUUUGUAUAACAUUGCUUUUAAACUUCUGAUUUCCUCACUGUUCCUGUUUGCAGUGAAGUCCUGUUUUGGGUGAAGAUAUCAUGCGAUAUCUGUGGGAUAGGAGAAAUUAGGAGAAGAGGCUAUGAAGAACCUCAAUGUGUUGGCCUUGUAGCAGAGGUCUCUUCCAGGAGACAAUCAAGUAUUGCCUCCAGAUUUGUUUUGCACAGUAAAAUGUUUGGACAGUAAAGUCUCUGUUCUUUAAGUGUUUCAGUGGUUUGCAAAUAAGCAUAGACCACUAGCUUAACAUUCAUUUUUACAAAGCCAUUUUCUAAAUUUGAAAAUGUUGUACAUUUUUGUUGUACAUGUUUUUAAUAUAACAAUACAAUGAGCAUUUGUGCAAUAAGAUUAGUUUGAAAACAUUUUUUUAAAAAAAAUGCAUUAGUUUAACCCUCAUUAUAUUACAGGUGUGAAGUUGACCUUCUAUGUAUGCUCUUUGAGUUUUUAGAAACAAAAAUCAAUUGGGAUUUUGUAAAUGAGUACAUUCCACAGUGAGUCCAUGGUUACAGUACAUGUGACUUGUUAAAUUGAAGGUAUAGUAUCAUUCUGAGCGUUGCCAAAAUCCACUGUCCACUCGAGACUUCUAAACUAUUGAAAUUCAAAAGAAGUCAGUAAAAGGAUGUGUUUGGAGGUUUGAGGGUUCAAGCUGUUUUCAUUUACACUGAUUUUGUUCUCCUGUUCAACAGAUUAUUGAUUAUUUUUGCAGAUGGAUAUUAAACUGAAAUAUUAAUUUUCUAAUGUAAAAUAAACUGUAGUAGUGCCUUCUCCUGGGUACAGACCCCCUA